This is a messenger RNA of Gossypium raimondii (Peruvian cotton), 4320 nucleotides long. Its product is annotated as coatomer subunit alpha-1. NCBI's taxonomy places the organism in Eukaryota, Viridiplantae, Streptophyta, Magnoliopsida, Malvales, Malvaceae. Gene Ontology annotation, molecular function: protein binding; structural molecule activity. Bases 189 to 3845 code for a protein of 1218 amino acids. The transcript is spliced from 4 exons. The record is from RefSeq and is a predicted model, not a curated record. Gene Ontology annotation, biological process: intracellular protein transport; endoplasmic reticulum to Golgi vesicle-mediated transport; retrograde vesicle-mediated transport, Golgi to endoplasmic reticulum. Gene Ontology annotation, cellular component: COPI vesicle coat.
UGAGUGUUAACGUAUUAAUAUUUCAAAAAAUAUUUAAUUGAGGUGACUGAUUGAACAUUUACAAUCCGAAGGAAAAUCCAAAACUAUCUGAAAGAUUUUUUUUCUUCUUCUUUUGCUUCUGAAUUUUAGAUGGUGAAGCAGAUCUAAGGGAAUUGGGUGGUUUGAGAGAAAGAAAGAAAGAAAAAAAGAUGUUGACCAAGUUUGAGACGAAGAGUAAUAGAGUGAAGGGACUGAGUUUCCAUACUAAGAGGCCUUGGAUCUUAGCCAGUCUCCAUAGUGGUGUUAUCCAAUUAUGGGACUAUCGAAUGGGGACUCUGAUUGAUCGAUUCGAGGAACACGAUGGCCCUGUUCGUGGCGUCCAUUUCCACAUGUCCCAGCCUUUGUUUGUCUCUGGAGGGGAUGACUACAAGAUAAAGGUCUGGAAUUACAAGUUACAUAGAUGUCUCUUCACCCUUCUUGGACAUCUGGAUUACAUUCGUACUGUGCAAUUUCAUCAUGAGCAUCCAUGGAUUGUGAGUGCUAGUGAUGAUCAGACUAUUCGCAUAUGGAACUGGCAGUCACGAACUUGUAUCUCUGUGUUGACUGGUCAUAAUCAUUAUGUUAUGUGUGCCUCAUUCCAUCCUAAAGAAGACCUGGUUGUGUCAGCCUCCCUUGAUCAGACUGUUCGAGUUUGGGAUAUUGGUUCCUUGAAAAAGAAGACGGCUUCUCCAGCAGAUGAUAUCUUAAGGUUGAGUCAUAUGAACACAGAUCUUUUUGGUGGUGUUGAUGCAGUUGUUAAGUAUGUGUUGGAAGGUCAUGACCGAGGUGUGAAUUGGGCUGCAUUUCAUCCCACCUUACCUUUAAUAGUCUCUGGAGCAGAUGAUCGCCAAGUUAAGUUGUGGCGUAUGAAUGAUACAAAGGCUUGGGAGGUGGAUACCUUGAGAGGGCACGUGAAUAACGUGUCAUGUGUUAUGUUCCAUGCCAAACAAGACAUCAUUGUAUCUAACUCUGAGGAUAAAAGCAUUCGUGUAUGGGAUGUAACAAAGCGAACUGGACUUCAAACUUUCCGUCGAGAACAUGACAGAUUCUGGAUUCUUGCUGUUCAUCCUGAGAUGAAUAUUUUGGCAGCUGGACAUGACAGUGGCAUGAUUGUAUUUAAGCUAGAGAGAGAGCGUCCUGCGUUUGCAGUGAGUGGGGAUUCUCUGUUUUAUGCCAAGGAUAGGUUUUUAAGGAAUUUUGACUUUCCAACUCAAAGAGAGGCACAGGUAAUUCCAAUUCGACGUCCUGGUUCCACAAGUCUGAAUCAAAGUCCAAGAACUCUGUCUUAUAGUCCUACAGAAAAUGCUGUCCUUAUCUGCUCAGAUGUGGAUGGAGGAUUGUAUGAGUUGUAUGUGAUACCAAAAGACAGCUUUGGUAGGGGUGACGGUUCGCUGGAGGCAAGGAAAGGUGUUGGUAGUUCUGCUAUAUUUGUGGCACGGAACCGGUUUGCUGUGCUUGACAAAGGCAACAACCAAGUUCUAGUCAAGAAUCUUAAAAAUGAAGUGGUGAAAAAGAGUGGCCUCCCGGUACCUACGGAUGCAAUUUUUUAUGCUGGAACAGGUAGCUUGUUGUGUAGGUCAGAGGAUAGAGUUGUCAUAUUUGAUCUCCAGCAAAGGCUUGUCCUUGGUGACCUUCAAACCCCUUUUGUGAAAUAUGUUGUUUGGUCUAAUGACAUGGAAAGUGUUGCUUUGCUCAGCAAGCAUUCCAUUAUCAUUACUAACAAGAAGCUUGUGCAUAAGUGCACUCUUCAUGAGACAAUACGUGUUAAAAGUGGAGCCUGGGAUGAGAAUGGUGUUUUUAUUUACACCACCUUAAACCAUAUAAAAUAUUGCCUUCCCAAUGGAGAUAGUGGAAUAAUCCGUACGCUUGAGGUUCCUAUAUACAUAACUAAGGUUUCAGGCAAUACUAUAUUUUGCCUGGAUCGUGAUGGGAAGAAUAAGAGUGUCGUUAUUGAUGCUACAGAAUACAUUUUCAAGCUCUCUCUGCUUCGGAAGCGAUAUGAUCAUGUUAUGAAUAUGAUAAGAAACUCCCAGCUCUGUGGUGAGGCCAUGAUUGCUUAUCUGCAACAGAAGGGGUUCCCUGAAGUGGCACUCCAUUUUGUCAAAGAUGAGAAAACACGCUUUAAUUUGGCUUUAGAGAGUGGGAACAUUCAAAUUGCUGUCGCAUCAGCUAAGGAGAUUGAUGACAAAGAUCAUUGGUAUAGGUUGGGUGUGGAGGCCCUUCGCCAAGGCAAUGCUGCUAUUGUGGAAUAUGCCUACCAGAGGACUAAGAACUUUGAGAGAUUGUCUUUUCUUUAUCUCGUAAAUGGUAACCUGGAAAAGUUAUCCAAGAUGCUGAAAAUUGCAGAAGUUAAGAAUGAUGUUAUGGGUCAGUUUCACAAUGCUUUGUACCUUGGUGAUAUACAGGAACGAGUUAAGAUCUUGGAGAAUGCUGGUCACUUACCUCUUGCUUAUAUUACAGCAUCUGUCCAUGGUCUACAGGAUGUUGCUGAAAGGUUAGCAGCUGAGUUGGGAGAUGAUGUCCCUCCUUUGCCAGAGGGUAAAGAACCUUCGUUAUUGAUUCCUCCAACCCCUGUUAUGUGUGGUGGUGAUUGGCCCCUUCUGAGAGUCAUGAAAGGCAUAUUUGAUGGUGGAUUUGAUGGUGGCAGGGGUGCUGUGGAUGAAGAGGAGGAGGGUGCAGAAGGUGACUGGGGUGAAGAUCUUGAUGUGGUUGAUGGCUUGCGGAUUGGGGACGUUAGUGCCAUUUUGGAGGAUGGGGAAGUGGCCGAAGAAAAUGAAGAGGGUGGAUGGGACCUUGAAGAUUUAGAACUCCCCGCUGAGGUAGAAACCCCUAAGGUUUCCGGCAAUGCUCGUUCUUCUAUUUUUGUGGCACCAACUCCUGGUAUGCCUGUAAGUCAGAUUUGGAUUCAGAGGUCAUCUCUUGCUGCUGAACAUGUAGCAGCUGGCAAUUUUGACGCAGCAAUGCGUUUGCUGAGCAGGCAACUCGGCAUAAGGAACUUUGCUCCUUUGAAAUCCAUGUUUCUUGAUCUUUACACUGGCAGUCAUAGCUAUCUUCAUGCAUUAACAUCUGCUCCAGUGGUGCCCCUGGCAGUUGAGAGGGGAUGGAGUGAGUCUGCUGCUCCUAAUGUUAGGUGUCCACCAUCCCUUGUAUUCAAUUUUUCUCAGUUGAAUGAUAAGCUGAAGGCUGGGUACAAGUCCACAACAGCUGGAAAAUUCACUGAUGCUCUUCGGCUCUUCCUCAGCAUUCUUCAUACGGUUCCAUUGAUUGUUGUGGAGUCAGGGAGGGAAGUUGAUGAAGUCAAGGAGUUAAUUAUUAUUGCCAAGGAGUAUGUACUUGGUCUGCAGAUGGAGCUGAAGCGAAGAGAGAUGAAAGACAAUCCAGUACGCCAGCAGGAGCUUGCUGCCUACUUCACCCACUGCAACCUUCAACUGCCUCACCUCAGACUUGCUCUGCUGAAUGCAAUGACCAUCUGCUAUAAGGCUAAGAACCUUGCUACAGCAGGUAACUUUGCCCGGCGACUACUAGAAACAAACCCCACAAAUGAGAAUCAAGCAAAGACAGCAAGACAAGUGCUCCAAGCCGCAGAGAGGAAGAUGACAGAUGCCUCUCAGCUGAACUAUGACUUCAGAAACCCAUUCGUGACUUGUGGGGCAACUUAUGUGCCAAUUUACCGAGGACAGAAGGAUGUAUCCUGCCCAUAUUGCACUGCUCGCUUCGUCCCUAGCCAGGAUGGGCAAUUGUGUGCUGUAUGUGAUAUCGCUGUUGUCGGGGCAGAUGCAUCAGGACUGCUCUGUUCUCCUUCACAAAUUCGCAAUCAAAUUCGAUGAUUGCGCUACUUUUGUCUGAGUCUUGUUUCAGGCUUCCUCUACCUCACUCGCUGUCCCAACAAAACCAGGCAUGUCGAUUGAUUCUUCUCUGCAGGUAAAAGGUAAGAAGCGUGAAGAAAAUUUGAUAUGGGUUCAAAUUCUUUGCACCAUCAAUUUUUAUUUUUAUUUUUUUGUUUUGGUUUUGAAAUUAAGAUAUAAUAAUAAUAAUAAUAAUAAUAAUAAUAAUAAUAAUAAAAAACAGGGAAUUUUGAUUUAGGCUAUUCUUGUUAAUCUUUGAUGGGCAAGAAUAGUGAGAGAGGGCCCUUGUUAAAACAGACAAUGGUUGAUAGGCGAGACUUUUCAUUUCAAUGUAAUUCGCUUUACAUUUCCUCUGAUUCCUUUUUGGGUUCCCAUUGAUUUGAGUAUUUCUCUGCACAUAAAGAGUAGGCCAUGAAUAAUAUGAUGGAUCAGCAAUGGUUUGAUUGGUUGCUUUUAA